AGUUAGCACGCCGACGGCCGAUGACGAGGUACACGAAGACAUUGCCCGUAUCGGACCUAGCAAAAUGCCCGGAUGAUGCAACUCAUGCACCUGAACCCUUUGAUGUCUACAGAGCCAGCUUCUGCAGAACUAAGGCGUACACCAAUAGCGUUUGUGUACGUCCAGAUUCAGGGCAUCAAUAUAGACCUAUAUUGUAA
This is a messenger RNA of Ambispora gerdemannii, 197 nucleotides long. The record is from the annotation of a GenBank genome assembly. Lineage: Eukaryota; Fungi; Glomeromycota; Glomeromycetes; Archaeosporales; Ambisporaceae.